AUGUCCAGUCUUCCUCAGAAUAAUUUGAAGGAGCAGCUAGCGAAACACAGCAAUAUCGCCCAAAGCAGACGUUCUCUAACUAAACCUAAAUUGGGGCCAUUUUCUUUUAAAAGGAAGUCCCCUUCAGGAGUGAGAUUGACAGAAACCUCAAACAAGGUAAACAGUCCAAAUGUUUUUGCAAGCAGGAAUAUUAAUAUCCCUCAGAAAAAUUUGGUGACUCCACCUGUGGGGACGUUUUCAAACAAGUCCACGCCCUCACAAAAGUACAAAAUCAACAACUUUUUCUCAACAAGUUCCAAAUGCAAGUCAGACAUCAACCCAGGUGGCCUUCCAGUCUUUCAGAGUCCCACGUUAUUGCCAUCUUCUGGCAAAAUGUGUCCAUCUCCUCCCAAAUCUGGCACCCCAGUGAAUCUGGACACAUCACUGGGAUUAGAAAUCGAUGACUGGGAUGAUAUGGAUGACUUUGAAAUGCCGAUGAAAAAAAAGAAUAACUCAUUUAAUGGAGACUUAAGCAAGACUGAAAGUGGAUCAUUUGUAGCUGAAGGGAAAACAGAAUCUACAGAGGGGCAAUGUCGACUAAAACUAGAUGAAGCUGAAGUCAUACCUGAUCCGGUUGUAGUUGAGCCAUCUGAGACAGAAUUGGAUGAUUCUCCAAUUAAUACACCAAGAAGACGUCAUCCAGUUAAUCUCAAAUCUGUUGUUAGUGACAGUGAAGAAGAUGAUAAAAAUAUACCUUUCUCCUCAGAAAAUAAAAAAUGGCUUGACCCAAAGUCAGUUCAGUUGAAGGACAACUCUGAGCCUGAAGAUGAUCUCGACUACAUACCACCAUCUCCAGAGAGCUCUUCCAGCAAAUCACCUGUGGAGUUAACAUCCAAGCAAUUAAAAUUUGAAAGCAAUAAUUAUUCGCAGUCCAAAGUGUCCAGCGUGAUCCCUCACCAAGCCUCCAAUGAGCGCUCAACAGACAAGACAAAUGAUCAACUCUUUAGCAUCAUGGAGUCUAUUUGUGCUUUGGUGGAUUCCAUCCCUGAACACGAGCUCAUCGCCUUGUCCUGUGGGAAUGAGCUGCUGUUAAAGAGGGCCCAAAGAAAACGGAUUCUCAUUACUGGUGGUGAUGCCUUGCUAAAGACUCAGCAGCCUGACAGCACUGUGAUAUCUGAACCUAGCUUCAAAGACAAAGCUUCCUCUGAUACAUCCAGCAGCUUUAUACCCACGCUUAAAAGGAAGACCCCUCAGAUCAGCUCUCCUGUCAUAUUUUUGGACUGUGACUCUGAUCACUCUGAUAGCCUUAUUAAAGAAAAACCAAUGCGCUGCCAGGAUGGCCAGAAAUCUGUAGUGGAAAUGGAGAGCAUCUGUGAUUCCCCAUCAAGCUCCAAAACGCAUAACAAGGUCUCCAGUGUUGAGAAAACAAUCAUGGAUGUGGGUUGUGAAGAGCUUUUCUUCUCACCCAAGAAGAAGACAGAGACUUCAACACAGCUCAAAUCCAAUCUACUGGAAAAUUUCACUGUUGCAGAAUACGUGGAGCCUGAUGAAUUUUUUUUGGACAUCGAUGACUGGAAUGACUCUGACUUCCCGGACUACUUCGAUGAACCCCAAAUUCCCGCCGAGCCGCUGAAGAGCCCCGUUCCCAGACCGAUGGCUAUAAAGGAAGGUGGGCUGAGCAAGUCCGUUUGGGAGAAGAAACCCACAGCACCUACACCUGCUCCCAAACCUGCCAAGAUCUUCUCUCCUGAACCAACCUUCCGAAACCCGGCGCACGACCGUUUCCGAGGUUUCAACUUCACCCACUCACAAGAAAUGAUGAAGAUCUUCCACAAGCGCUUUGGUCUCCAUCAGUUUCGGUUCAACCAGCUCGAAGCCAUAAAUGCCGCUGUCCUUGGGGAGGACGAGUUUGUGCUCAUGCCCACAGGUGGUGGUAAAAGUUUGUGCUACCAGCUUCCUGCCUGUCUGUCCCAGGGAGUCACUGUGGUCAUCUCGCCACUAAAAUCGCUUAUUGUGGAUCAAGUCCAGAAGCUCACUUCUCUAGAUAUUCCAGCGACGAGCCUGUCUGGUGAUAAAAGUGACGGCGAAGCAGGAAGAAUAUACAUGCAGCUUUCCAGGAAGGAUCCCAUUAUUAAACUACUAUACGUCACGCCGGAGAAGGUCAGCGCCAGCAACCGUUUGAUCUCGGCUUUACAGAACCUGUACGAGCGAGGCCUUCUUUCUCGCUUCGUCAUCGACGAGGCUCACUGUGUUAGUCAUUGGGGCCAUGACUUCCGUCCAGACUACAAGAGGCUGAAAGAACUUCGUCAGAAGUUCCCAAAAGUGCCCAUGAUGGCCCUGACCGCUACGGCUACCCCCCGCGUGCAGACAGAUAUUUUGCACCAGCUUAACAUGACACGCCCUCAAGUCUUCACCAUGAGCUUUAACCGAGCUAACCUGAAGUACGCCGUACUGCCCAAGAAACCUAAAAAGGUGGACGAGGAUUGCAUCACCUGGAUCAAAAAGCACUACCCACGCGAUUCAGGCAUAGUGUACUGUCUUUCCCGAAAUGACUGCGACAAUAUGGCCGAAAGCCUGCAACGAGCCGGACUGUGUGCGCUGUCUUAUCACGCGGGCUUGAGUGACAAUGACCGAGAAUACGUGCAGUCCAAGUGGAUCAACCAGGACGGCUGCCAGGUCAUUUGCGCCACCAUUGCUUUCGGCAUGGGCAUCGACAAGCCUGACGUGCGCUACGUGAUCCACGCCAGUCUGCCUAAAUCAGUGGAAGGCUACUACCAGGAGUCCGGGAGGGCCGGCAGGGACGGGGAGAUCUCUCACUGCAUUCUGUUUUACAGUUACACCGAUGUGCACCGCAUCAAAAGGAUCAUCAGCAUGGAUCGAGAGGGUGACAAAAACACAAAGGCAACUCACUUUAACAACCUGCAGAGCAUGGUUCAGUUCUGUGAGAACAUGAUGGAAUGCAGGAGAAUUCAGCUGCUGGCAUACUUUGGAGAGAUGAAGUUUAACAGGAGCUUCUGUAAAGAGAACCCUGACGCCAUCUGUGACAACUGUAGCCGGCCAAAUCAAUACAAGAUGAAGAAUGUCACUGAAGAAGUGAAGCAGAUCGUAAGGUUCGUGCAGGAGAACUGCGAGAAGGUCGGAGCCAGGGUUGGCAGGACCGCUAAACAGACUCGCCUGACACUCAACAUGCUGGUGGAUAUUUUCAUUGGUUCUAAAACUGCCAAAAUCCAGACUGGCAUGUUUGGGAUGGGAGGGGCAUAUUCCAAGCACAACGCAGACCGCCUGUUCAAAAAACUGGUGCUGGAAAACAUUCUGAUGGAAGACCUUUACAUUACCAACGGCGGCCAAGCUGUUUCUUACAUCUCUGCGGGACCAAAAGCUCUCAGCGUCCUAUCUGGACAAAUGCAGUUGGACUUCUAUGAGACUGAGAGUGCCUCUAGCUUCAGGAAGAACAAAUCUGCGGUGACAAAGAAGGUCUCGCAAAGGGAUCAGAAGGUUCAGGAGUGUCUGAAGGACCUGGUGGAGCUCUGCAAGCAGCUGGGAAAAACCUUUGGCAUUCACUAUUACAACAUCUUCUCCACUGGCACCUUGAAAAAGUUAUCUGAGAGGUUGUCUUCCGACCCAGAGGUUCUUUUACAAAUCGAUGGUGUGACUGAGGACAAACUGGAGAAGUACGGCGGCGAGGUGAUCCAGGUCUUAGAAAAGUACUCGGAGUGGCAAAAUCCUGUCGAACAACAGGAUGAAGGUGUAGAAGACGGCUGGAUCGACACAACGCGAGGUCGCUUCACUGACGACAACGGGGACGAUGAGUCCUCCACUUAUUUUCGAAGCCAAGGCGCACAGGGGCAGAAGAGGAAGAAAAUGCCCUUCUUCAAAUACAAUAAAAAGAGAAAAGGAUACGCAGGCGCCAGUUCAGCAGGACGAGGCUACAGCAGCAAUAAAUCGUGGUCCUCGAGAGGGGGAGGCAGAGGCGGAAAUCAGUCUGCCGGACGAGGGUCCCGAGGUGCGACGACGGGUGACUCGUCGACAACAAGAACGCCGGGACUCAUGGCGCUGCCGAAGCCUCAAAGUCAGAGACCUUUUCUCAAGCCGUCUUUUUCUCACAUUUAG
Nerophis lumbriciformis (worm pipefish) is the source of this 4089-nucleotide messenger RNA. The record is from RefSeq and is a predicted model, not a curated record. NCBI's taxonomy places the organism in Eukaryota, Metazoa, Chordata, Actinopteri, Syngnathiformes, Syngnathidae.